AAAAUUUAUAUUUGGGAUCGUAAAGUAUUUUUGUGAAACAAACUUUCGAAGCUAAGUUUCCUAACUCGUAUUGAUAAGAGAAAUUUUUAAAGUUUCAGCCUUUCAACUUUCCUUCAGCAUUUUGAAUUAAAUGGUCCUUCGCCAUUUUGUGGAGAUUAUAAAACCGCACAACUCGAAUAACCGAGUUACCCAGUCGAAGGAUAGAAAAGGUUUACUGACGAGGUCAGCAAAUAAGCCAAUAAAUGUUUUUCAACCGUUCCCUACUUAAAUAAACAGUUCCGACAAGCACCACGAAAAUCCGUUAAUAUUUUUCAGUAGGCAGUGAAAAUAUUCAUUUGCUGGCAUUUGCGCAACUGGAAAAUCAAUAUCCCGGGAUUUAACCGACGUCACAAGGGUUGAAGCGAAAAAUCAGCUCUUCAAUUGUGUAUUAUUUUACCCCAAUGAAGAGCCAUGGACGUAUUGCUCGAAUAGUCGGCGUUCACAAUGUAGUUAGUUAAAUUGGAAAUAACGAAAGAAAUUAAGAAUAAUGGUCGAAGAAGUGACUCAGGAUGCUCAUGGAUACUCCAAGCUAGUGGGUCGAGAGAGGAAGAGGCAAAGCGAUGGCUUCUCCAGCUCCAGGGCCGCCUUUGGCAACAUUUCGCCCCCCUUAGAUGCAUAUAACAUCAUAUAUGUUGCGUUUGUUUUUGGAGGAAUUGGUUUUCUGUUGCCCUAUAACAGCUUCAUUAUGGCCAUGGAUUACUUCAAGGCAAGAUACCCUUCGAGCCCUGUGGUCUUUGAUAUGUCCCUGAUCUACAUAGUGGUGGCAUUUCUAACAGUGCUGGCCAAUACUUUGCUGGUGGAAACGUUCUCUUUGAAUGCCAGGAUCAACUUCGGAUACAUUAUGUCGUUUUUAACUUUGGUCUUUGUGGUGGUGUGCGAGAUCUGGUGGGAAGCUUGGGGCACUGUCACCUCCUACACGGUUAAUCUAGCGGCUGUUGCUGUAGUGGCUGUUGGCUGCACAAUUCAGCAGUCCAGUUUUUAUGGAUACACCAGCAUGCUGCCACCACAGUACACACAAGCAGUCAUGGUAGGCGAAAGUGCAUCUGGAGUCUUCACAUCAUUAGUCCGUCUGAUCACCAAAUUCAUCAUCAACGAGCUGCGUGGUAGCACGGUCUAUUUCUUCGUCGUCUCAGUUUCAACGGUGCUAACAUGCUUCGCAAUGUACCACUUGAUUAGACGAUCGGACUUUAUUCAGUUCUACAUGGCGCUGUGUGAAAGAGCCAAAACGCGCAUCACUUUAGAACCCACAGAGGACGCAGGAUUGAUUGAGACCAACGACUCUCAGUACGGUAUUUUGAAGAUCCAAACCAGCCCUCCGCCGACCAGCAGCCAAUUGAGUUUUGCUAAUCCGGCCUACGAACCAUCAGCCCCAGUGCCCACAUACAAAGUGGAAGACGUGGUUGUUAGAGGCCGGCACAGCAUAAGCACCAAUCGAGUUGGAUUCAGUUCGAUUAGAAGGGGAUUGCAAGCUCGCUGGGAGGUGACCAAAUCCACAUAUCCCUACAUGUUCGCAAUAUGUUUAGUGUACUUUGGAACUCUUUCUAUCUACCCGGGAGUGGUCUCUGAAAUAGAAAGCUGCACUUUAAAGUCCUGGAUGCCCAUCAUAAUGAUCUCCUUGUUUAAUAUUUCGGAUUUAUUAGGAAAAACGCUUGCCAGCAGUAGUGCCAGGUUUUGGACUGGUAAACGCUUGGUGAAAUAUUCCGUAAUGCGGUUAUUUCUGAUACCCCUUGUACUCAUGUGUCUAGUGCCACGAAAAUCUUUCAAUUUUACGGCGGAAAUCACAGCUUUCUUGUACUCAAUCAUAUUGGGACUGACCAACGGAAUACUGGGAAGCUUACCGAUGAUACAGGCUCCAAGUAAAGUUGAUGAUCGUCAUAGAGAACUUACUGGAAACAUGAUGACACUCAUGUACAUGUUUGGAUUAACUGCCGGAUCGUUCCUAGCGUGGUCAAUAGAAAGUUGUUUCAAUUUCAAAAAAGAUAGUUGCACCCAGUAUGAAUCGGAGGAAACGAACAUUCCCAUAUUGCCCCGUCCGUUCAUUUUCGGAGGAACUCCAUAUCCGACUAUCACUUCCACCAUCCCGCCAUCUGCUACCAUGAUUAUUGACGCUGCAAAUGCAUCAGAAACCAGUCUGGUCUAAGUGUUUGCAAUUUUAAAAUGAAACUUCCGAAGCAUAUCAAAAGCAUGGAAACCGAUUUGAUUUUCGUAAUUAUUCUACACGACUGUAUCCAAAUGCUAAAUUGCUUGAACUGAAUAUCUCCGCUGUUUAGAACAGGAUUUGAAAUGUUGGUGCUCUUAUAGGUAAGUUGAAAAUAUACUUGCGGCCACGUCAAGCAGAUAUUCUCCUAAUCCAUAUCCAAUGUAUAAUAUGUAUAAGGACCCUCAACUCAUAUCGCCUUGGGAAAUGCACUUUGUCGUACAGAAGAAAAAAUAAAAAGUCAUAAUAAUUGUUGCUGAUGUUGUUUUGAGGCGUUAAAAAUAAAUUACUCAUACUUA
Molecule: messenger RNA, 2535 nt
Organism: Dendroctonus ponderosae (mountain pine beetle)
Lineage: Eukaryota; Metazoa; Arthropoda; Insecta; Coleoptera; Curculionidae
Gene: Ent3
Product: equilibrative nucleoside transporter 4
Exons: 11
Coding region: 527-2179 (550 amino acids)
Biological process (GO): nucleoside transmembrane transport
Cellular component (GO): plasma membrane
Molecular function (GO): nucleoside transmembrane transporter activity; monoamine transmembrane transporter activity
Source: RefSeq, a predicted model, not a curated record